This is a messenger RNA of Vicia faba (fava bean), 1284 nucleotides long. NCBI's taxonomy places the organism in Eukaryota, Viridiplantae, Streptophyta, Magnoliopsida, Fabales, Fabaceae. The record is from the annotation of a GenBank genome assembly.
AUGGGACAACCUUUGAAUACUUCUCCCACUUUUUUCUUCUUCUUUUCUCAACAUAGAAACAAGAAACAAAAUCUAGCAACUCCUAAUGAGUCAAAGAUGAAGUCAAGUGAGAACAAACGUGAAACAAUGUUGCUUGUUCUUGGUGGGAUAGUAGUUGUCAUCAUAGUAUUGAUUCUUUGUUGGAUUUUCUUUAGAAAGCAUGUUAAACGAUCAGAAAAACCAGCUCCAAAUGAAGCUGAGCCUACAGCUGCUAUGAAGACGAUAUUUCCAUCGGUACAACAAUCAUCAGGGUCCAUGGAUUUAUUUAGUAUGAGUCUUAGGUCAAUUAGCUACUUCGACUACUACACUUUGAGAAAGGCAACCAAUAACUUUUUUCAUGGUAAUCUUCUUGGAAGUGGUGGAUUUGGGCCUGUCUAUCAGGGAAAGUUGGAAGAUGGAAGAAUGAUAGCUGUUAAGGCAUUGUCUCUUAACAAAUCUCAACAGGGAGAAAGAGAAUUUUUAGCAGAAGUGAAAUUGAUCACAAGUAUGCAACACAAAAAUUUGGUUCGUCUUCUCGGAAGUUGCAUUGAUGGACCUCAAAGGAUACUUGUAUACGAAUACAUGAAAAAUCGAAGUUUAGACCUCUUUGUAUAUGGAAACAAUGAUCGAUUUCUGAAUUGGAGCACUAGGUUUCAAAUAAUACUCGGAGUAGCGCGGGGACUACAAUAUCUUCACGAAGAUUCACACUUAAGAGUGGUUCAUCGCGAUAUCAAAGCAAGCAAUAUUCUUUUGGACGACAAAUUUUUGCCAAAAAUCGGAGAUUUCGGACUAGCAAGGUUUUUUCCAGACGAUCAAGCUUACCUUAGCACACAAUUCGCAGGAACAUUAGGCUAUACAGCUCCUGAAUAUGCUAUUAGAGGGGAAUUAUCAGUAAAAGCUGAUACCUAUAGUUUUGGAGUUCUUCUUCUUGAGAUUAUAUGUUGCAGAAAAAACACAGAUCAUACUUUACCACCAGAAAUGCAGUAUCUUCCUGAAUAUGCUUGGAAAUUAUACGAGAAAUCGAGUUUAUUGGAUCUUGUGGAUCCAAAGCUGAAACAAGAUGGAUUUGUGGAAAAGGAUGUUAUGCAAGCAACUCAUGUGGCUCUCUUAUGCCUUCAGCCUCAUGCACAUUUGAGACCACCAAUGUCAGAAAUUGUGGCAUUGUUGACAUUCAAAAUUGAAAUGGUUACAACGCCGAUGAGGCCGGCGUUUCUUGAUCGAAGGCCCCGGAAGGAUGAAGAUAACCAUUCUUUUGAAGCAUCAUAA